CAGGGCAGACCACUCUCCGAUCACUCCACUGAGCCGCAGGUCGGGCCGCCUUCAUUGGCCAGAGUCCCGGCAGAGGGAGCCGCUGAUUGGCGGAGAGGGGAGUUACACGUGAACAGAUCCCCCCAGCUGAGAGGCACCUUCAAAAACUAUUAAGAGGAGCGAAUGAACAAUCGGGCUUUCAUUCUCACGCCGGCGUUUUGAUUCAGCUCGGGGGAGUGCAAACGGGAGACGUGAAAAGCGUUAGAAACCACGGUUUACAAAACUAGUUUCUGGGCUAGUGCUGUAAACAGUAAAAUGUUAAUCAUAUAAAUCCACUAAGUUAAAUUGCUGAACAGGCGUCUUUAUCAUACUUAUGGAGAACAGAGAGUUACUGUUCACGGAGACGCACAUGUCCUAGCCUCAUUCAAGAGUACCCUGCUUCCCUUCAGAAAUACCCGCAGCUAUGAGCGCCACAAGAGUUGUGUUUGGUGGCCCCCCGGUCUCCUCGCCGAUGACGCAGAGAGAGCUGACCAUGCGCCUCUGCCUGAGCCCUCCUCCUCCCCUCUGCUGCUUCCUGAGCUCCUACGAGGAGCUGCGUUCGGCGGGGGUCCCCUCUCUCAAGCCCCUGCGGCCGUGCCUCAUCCCCAAGGCCGGCAGCCAGCAGCCCGGGGAGUGGAUGGAGCCCCACAGCGGCAUCGGGGGCGACGGCACCAGCACCAAGAAGAAGCGCGUGGUCUUCGCUGACUCCAAGGGGCUGUCCCUGACGGCCGUGCGCUUCUUCUCCGAGCGCGAGGGCGGCUGCCUGGACCUGCGUCUGGAGCAGCAGAUCGGGCAGGCGAGGAGGAGGUGGAGGGGCAGGGCACAGAGCCCCGGGCUCCAGGAGCGCCAGGGAAGCAGGUUCAGUCUGGGGUUCCCUCAGCCCUCCGUCGACUACCUGGCCUUCCGCGACCAGCUCCAGCGCAACCUGGUGCGCCUGGAGAACUGCUCCGUCAACGAGCGCUCCCUCAGCGGCACCGUCCGGGUGAAGAACGUGGGCUUCCACAAGGAGGUCCGCGUCCGCAUCACCUUCGACUCCUGGCACAGCCACCGGGACCUGCCCUGCUCCUACAUGCACCAGACCUACGGGGGGGCCGACAGCGACAGCUUCGCCUUCGACAUCCCCCUCCCUGAACACCCGGACCCCCGGGAGCGCAUGGAGUUCUGCGUGUCCUUCUGCUCCGGCCCCCACACUGCGUGGGACAACAACGAGGGCAUGAACUUCAGGGUCUUCUGCACGGGAGACGAGCAGCCCCCCGCCCCCUCUUUGCCUCCCCCUCCCCCUCCCCCUCCCCCGAGGCUGCCCUGCAAGCCCCUGGACAAGCUCUCCGAGCUGGAGCCCCUCUCCAGCCCCAGGGCUGCUGCGGAACUGUUUUUCUCUCGGUUCCAGAGCUGGGGGAGGCUUGAGAAGGUGGCACCGUACUGGUAGACGCAUGCAGGAAGAGCAUGUGGGUCUUCAUGAAGAAGGUUGCCUUACAAACCUGCCUUGUUUAGUUUCUUGUGCUGCUGUUUUACCUGGCUCCACCCACCCACUAAACACUGACAGUAUAUAUAUUUUUAAAGGAGUCGGUGGGGGAGGGUGUAGCAGAAGUCUUUAUAAUUUUGUACAUUUUAACAGAAGAUCAUCCUAUUGGGGUUUUAGUGUUCAUGCAGAUUUAUAUUGGGGGGCUGUCUUAUUUUUUUUAUUUUAAAUGACACUAGAUGAUCUCGUCGAGGAUGACUGGCCUUCGAACUAUACAAGAAUGUACUAUAAAUGAAGAAAACAGUAUACUGUAUUAAAAGUGUAAGUAGCGACUCCCAAAUUCUAUAAUGCCUUUUGUUGAGGCAAAUUGGCAUAUGUUAUUUAUAACCACUUUGCUGGCAAUUCCUGUACUUCAGCAACCCCCAGCUCGGUCUAGCAGUAUUGUUGAAUGGAUUGUGUGAGUGGGACGAUUUGGGGAAUAAUCAGCAUUUCGACAGGGGUCCUGUAAACCUCUUUUUUUUUUGUGUUAAUCUUCCAGCUAUGGGAACAGGACCUUUUUGACUUUUAAUUUAAAAUAAAUAAAGUUUUGAAUACUUUUUUUUUUACUUUUAGGCCAGUGUGGAGAUUUGUGAAUGAGAUUUUUAAAAAAAUAAGCCUGCUGUGCAAUAACUAGGGGAUAAGUUGCAAUAUUGACAAUGUUAAUGAUUGUUUCACAUUUUACAGAAACUUUAUCAAUAAAUGUGUUGAAAAAUCCUAAGCUUUGUGUGUGAUCAAGUAAAACGGAUUGAGGGGGUCCCUGAAUCCAGUUAAUGGGGCUCUGGACUCUUGACCGGAGGGUCGUGGGUUCAAUCCCAGGUGGGGGACUCUGCUGCUGUACCCUUGAGCAAGGUACUUUACCUACAUUGCUCCAGUAAAAACCCAACUGUAUAAAUGUGUAAUUGUAUGUAAAAAUAAUGUGAUAUCUUGUAACAAUUGUAAGUCGCCCUGGAUAAGGGCGUCUGCUAAGAAAUAAAUUAUAAAAAUAAUUGGUCACUCAAAAAUAAAGUUUCUAGCUUCAGAA
Messenger RNA from Acipenser ruthenus (sterlet), 2537 nucleotides. RefSeq names its product protein phosphatase 1 regulatory subunit 3C-B-like. The transcript is spliced from 3 exons. Lineage: Eukaryota; Metazoa; Chordata; Actinopteri; Acipenseriformes; Acipenseridae. Gene Ontology annotation, biological process: regulation of glycogen biosynthetic process. The record is from RefSeq and is a predicted model, not a curated record. Bases 443 to 1444 code for a protein of 333 amino acids. Gene Ontology annotation, molecular function: glycogen binding; protein phosphatase 1 binding. Gene Ontology annotation, cellular component: protein phosphatase type 1 complex.